Neolamprologus brichardi is the source of this 5768-nucleotide messenger RNA. The record is from RefSeq and is a predicted model, not a curated record. Lineage: Eukaryota; Metazoa; Chordata; Actinopteri; Cichliformes; Cichlidae.
AACCCUCACAGGACCAUCAACAGCUGUUUUUUUUCUGAAGGGAGGGGAAAAGUAAAGAGUCAUCAUGGGAGACGCAGAGAUGGAGUGUUUUGGCCCGGCGGCCAUUUACCUCCGCAAGCCAGAAAGAGAGCGCAUUGAAGCCCAGAACACUCCAUUUGAUGCUAAAACAGCAUACUUUGUGACUGAGCCCAAUGAAAUGUACCUCAAGGGAAAACUUAUUAAGAGAGAGGGCGGCAAAGCCACCGUGGAGACUCUGUGCGGGAAGACUAUCACUGUGAAAGAAGAUGAAGUCUUCCCCAUGAACCCUCCAAAGUUCGAUAAGAUUGAGGACAUGGCCAUGAUGACCCACCUCAGUGAGCCUACUGUGCUGUAUAACCUCAAAGAGCGCUAUGCAGCAUGGAUGAUCUACACCUACUCGGGGCUUUUCUGCGUCACUGUGAACCCCUACAAGUGGCUCCCAGUGUAUGAUUCAAUGGUUGUGGCAGGAUACAGGGGCAAGAAGAGAGUUGAGGCUCCACCCCACAUCUUCUCCAUCUCUGAUAACGCCUAUCAGUUCAUGCUCCAAGACCGUGAGAAUCAGUCCAUCCUUAUCACUGGAGAAUCUGGUGCAGGAAAGACUGUCAACACUAAGCGUGUCAUCCAGUACUUUGCGACAAUCGCAGUGGCUGGAGGAAAGAAAACCGAGCAAGUCCCUGGAAAAAUGCAGGGGUCCCUUGAGGAUCAAAUCAUUGCAGCUAAUCCACUGCUGGAGGCUUAUGGUAAUGCCAAAACAGUGAGGAAUGACAACUCAUCCCGUUUUGGUAAAUUCAUCAGAAUCCAUUUUGGCACAACUGGGAAAUUGGCCUCAGCAGACAUUGAAACAUAUCUGCUGGAGAAGUCUAGAGUGACGUUCCAGCUCUCUGCUGAGAGGAGCUACCAUAUCUUCUAUCAGCUCACAACAGGCCACAAACCUGAGCUCAUUGAGGCUCUCCUGAUCACCACAAACCCAUACGACUAUCCCAUGAUCAGUCAGGGUGAAAUCACUGUCAAGAGUAUCAAUGACGUUGAAGAAUUCAUCGCUACUGAUACUGCCAUUGACAUCCUGGGCUUCACCGCAGAGGAGAAAAUUAGCAUGUAUAAACUGACCGGAGCUGCGAUGCAACACGGAAACAUGAAGUUCAAGCAGAAGCAGCGAGAAGAGCAGGCUGAGCCAGAUGGCACUGAAGUCGCAGAUAAAAUCGCCUACCUUAUGGGCCUGAACUCAUCUGACUUGCUUAAGGCACUGUGCUACCCAAGAGUCAAAGUUGGAAACGAGUUUGUGACUAAGGGUCAGACUGUCCCGCAGGUCAACAACGCCGUCUCGGCACUCUGCAAGUCCGUGUAUGAGAAAAUGUUCUUGUGGAUGGUCGUCAGAAUCAACGAGAUGUUGGACACAAAGCAGCCGAGACAGUUCUUCAUCGGUGUGCUCGACAUCGCUGGAUUCGAAAUCUUUGAUUUCAACAGCCUGGAACAGCUGUGCAUCAACUUCACCAAUGAAAAACUGCAACAGUUUUUCAACCAUCACAUGUUUGUCCUGGAGCAAGAAGAGUACAAGAAAGAGGGCAUUGAAUGGGAGUUCAUUGACUUUGGUAUGGACUUGGCUGCCUGCAUUGAGCUUAUUGAGAAGCCAAUGGGCAUCUUCUCCAUCCUUGAAGAGGAGUGCAUUGUCCCCAAGGCAACAGACAUGACCUUCAAGAGCAAACUCUAUGACCAGCAUGUUGGCAAAAGUGCCCCCUUCCAGAAACCAAAGCCUGCCAAAGGCAAAGCUGAGGCCCACUUCUCCCUGGUGCACUAUGCUGGUACUGUUGACUACAAUGUCGUCGGCUGGCUGGAGAAGAACAAAGACCCCCUGAACGACUCUGUGGUACAGCUCUACCAGAAGUCUUCAACAAAGCUGUUGGCUUUCCUGUAUGCAUCUCAUGCCGCUUCAGAAGCUGAGGGCGGUGGUGGCAAGAAAGCUGGCAAAAAGAAGGGUGGCUCCUUCCAGACGGUGUCUGCAUUGUUCAGGGAGAAUCUGGGCAAGCUGAUGACCAACCUGAGGAGCACUCAUCCUCACUUUGUGCGCUGCUUGAUUCCCAAUGAGUCAAAGACGCCAGGUCUCAUGGAGAACUUCCUGGUCAUCCACCAGCUGAGGUGUAACGGUGUGCUGGAGGGGAUCAGGAUCUGCAGGAAAGGUUUCCCCAGCAGAAUCCUCUACGGUGACUUCAAGCAGAGAUACAAGGUAUUGAAUGCUAGCGUCAUUCCUGAGGGACAGUUCAUUGACAACAAGAAGGCCUCAGAGAAACUUCUGGGAUCCAUCAAUGUGGACCACUCUCAGUACAAGUUUGGUCACACCAAGGUGUUCUUCAAAGCCGGUCUGCUGGGAACUCUGGAGGAGAUGAGAGACGAGAAGCUGGCUGAGCUGGUCACAAUGACUCAGGCUCUCUGCAGAGGUUUCCUCAUGAGGCGCGAGUUUGUCAAGAUGAUGGAGAGGAGAGAUGCUAUUUUCUCCAUCCAGUACAACAUCCGUUCAUUCAUGAAUGUCAAAACCUGGCCGUGGAUGAAGCUGUACUUCAAGAUUAAGCCUCUGCUGAAGAGUGCAGAGACAGAGAAAGAGAUGGCCGCAAUGAAAGAGACCUUUGAAAAGACCAAAGAGGAUCUGGCAAAGGCUCUGGCUAAGAAGAAAGAACUGGAGGAAAAGAUGGUUUCUCUGCUGCAGGAGAAGAAUGACUUACUGUUACAAGUGCAGUCUGAAGGUGAAAACCUUGCUGAUGCAGAGGAAAGGUGUGAGGGGCUCAUUAAAGCAAAAAUUCAGCUCGAGGCCAAACUCAAAGAGACAGCCGAGAGACUGGAGGAUGAGGAGGAAAUGAACGCUGAGCUGACUGCAAAGAAGAGGAAGCUGGAGGACGAGUGCUCUGAGCUGAAGAAGGAUAUUGAUGACUUGGAGCUGACCCUGGCCAAAGUGGAAAAGGAGAAACAUGCCACUGAGAACAAGGUCAAAAACCUCACAGAAGAACUGGCUGCUCAAGAUGAGUCCAUUGCCAAGCUGAGCAAAGAAAAGAAAGCCCUCCAAGAGGCCCAUCAGCAGACCCUCGAUGACCUGCAGGCAGAGGAAGACAAAGUUAACAGUCUGACGAAGGCCAAGACCAAGCUGGAGCAGCAAGUGGACGAUCUUGAAGGUUCCCUGGAGCAAGAAAAGAAGCUUCGCAUGGACCUUGAGCGGGCUAAAAGAAAGCUUGAAGGUGACCUUAAACUGGCCCAAGAAACCAUCAUGGAUCUGGAGAACGAUAAGCAGCAAUCUGAUGAGAAAAUAAAGAAGAUUGAGAUGAACAAGAAGCGCGAGGCCGAGUUUCAGAAGCUGCGGCGUGAUCUCGAAGAGGCCACCCUGCAGCACGAAGCCACCGCCGCAGCUCUCCGCAAGAAGCAGGCUGACAGCGUGGCCGAGCUAGGAGAGCAGAUUGAUAACCUGCAGAGGGUCAAACAGAAGCUGGAGAAAGAGAAAAGCGAGUACAAGAUGGAGAUUGAUGACCUUGCAAGCAACAUGGAGGGUAUUGCCAAAGCCAAGGCAAACCUUGAGAAGAUGUGCAGGACAUUGGAAGAUCAGCUAAGUGAGCUCAAGUCAAAGAACGAUGAAAAUGUUCGUCAGCUGAAUGAUAUUGGUGCACAAAAAGCACGACUUCAGACUGAAAAUGGUGAAUAUUCACGCCAGAUCGAGGAGAAAGAAGCUCUCGUGUCUCAGCUGACCAGAGGCAAACUGGCCUACACUCAGCAAAUUGAGGAGCUUAAGAGGCACAUAGAGGAGGAAGUCAAGGCCAAGAACGCCCUGGCUCAUGCUGUCCAGUCAGCUCGUCAUGACUGCGACCUCCUCAGGGAGCAGUAUGAGGAGGAGCAGGAAGCCAAAGCUGAGCUGCAGCGUUCAAUGUCCAAGGCAAACAGCGAGGUGGCUCAGUGGAGGACCAAAUAUGAAACUGAUGCUAUUCAGCGCACUGAGGAGCUGGAGGAGGCAAAGAAAAAGCUCGCCCAGCGUCUCCAGGAUGCAGAGGAGUCCAUCGAAGCUGUGAAUGCAAAAUGUGCCUCUCUGGAAAAGACCAAACAGAGACUGCAUGGUGAAGUGGAGGACCUGAUGAUCGACGUGGAGAGAGCUAAUGCUCUGGCUGCUAACCUUGACAAGAAGCAGAGAAACUUUGACAAGGUUCUUGCAGAGUGGAAACAGAAGUAUGAGGAAAGCCAGGCAGAGCUGGAGGGAGCUCAGAAGGAGGCUCGUUCUCUCAGCACUGAGCUGUUCAAGAUGAAAAACUCCUACGAGGAAGCUCUUGAUCACCUGGAGACCCUGAAGAGGGAGAACAAGAACCUGCAACAGGAGAUAUCAGACCUGAGUGAACAACUUGGCGAAACCGGUAAAACCAUCCACGAGCUUGAGAAGGGAAAGAAGACAGUGGAAAUUGAGAAGUCAGAAAUCCAGACAGCUUUGGAAGAGGCCGAGGCUACUCUGGAGCACGAGGAAUCCAAGAUUCUCCGUGUUCAGCUUGAGCUCACCCAAGUCAAGAGUGAAGUUGACAGGAAGAUUGCAGAGAAGGACGAGGAGAUUGAACAAAUCAAGAGGAACAGCCAGAGAGUGAUCGAGUCCAUGCAAACCACUCUGGAUGCUGAGGUCAGGAGCAGGAAUGAUGCCCUGAGAAUCAAGAAGAAGAUGGAGGGAGACCUGAAUGAGAUGGAGAUUCAGCUGAGUCAUGCCAACCGCCAGGCAGCUGAAUCCCAGAAACAGCUGAGGAAUGUGCAGGGACACCUGAAGGAUGCCCAGCUCCAUCUUGAUGAAGCCAUUAGAAGCCAAGAAGACAUGAAGGAGCAGGUUGCAAUGGUGGAGCGCAGAAACAACCUGAUGCAGGCUGAGAUUGAGGAGCUGAGAGCUGCACUGGAGCAAACAGAGAGAGGCCGCAAGAUUGCUGAACAGGAGCUGGUUGAUGCCAGCGAGCGUGUGGGACUGCUGCACUCUCAGAACACCAGCCUUAUCAACACCAAGAAGAAGCUGGAGGCUGAUUUCAUUCAGAUCCAAGGUGAAGUGGAAGAUGCUGUCCAGGAGGCCAGAAAUGCUGAAGAAAAAGCCAAGAAGGCCAUCACUGAUGCUGCCAUGAUGGCAGAAGAGCUGAAGAAGGAGCAGGACACCAGUGCUCAUUUGGAGAGGAUGAAGAAGAACCUGGAGGUGACAGUGAAGGACCUGCAGCACCGCCUUGAUGAAGCUGAGAACCUGGCCAUGAAAGGCGGCAAGAAGCAGCUCCAGAAACUGGAGGCGAGGGUACGUGAGCUUGAAUCUGAAGUUGAAUCUGAGCAAAGACGAGGAGCUGAAGCUGUCAAAGGUGUUCGCAAGUAUGAGAGAAGAGUGAAAGAGCUUACCUAUCAGACGGAGGAGGACAAGAAGAAUAUUGCCAGGCUUCAAGAUCUGGUGGAUAAGCUGCAGCUGAAAGUGAAGGCCUACAAGAGACAGGCUGAGGAGGCUGAGGAGCAAGCCAAUACUCACAUUUCAAGGCUGAGGAAGGUUCAGCACGAGCUGGAGGAAGCUCAGGAGCGCGCUGACAUCGCCGAGUCCCAGGUCAACAAGCUGAGGGCUAAGAGUCGUGAAAUUGGAAAAGGAAAGGAAGCUGAAGAAUAAGCUGCAACGUCUAUGAGAGACUCAAAUGAGAAUCAUAAAAUAUGAUUUUUCGUUGAAAUACUCCCAUUAAAUGUUGUUGACUUGGCCAGUCUGCUGUCUUUAAACGUUCCACAAUAAAAACAAA